Messenger RNA from Psylliodes chrysocephalus, 1380 nucleotides. NCBI's taxonomy places the organism in Eukaryota, Metazoa, Arthropoda, Insecta, Coleoptera, Chrysomelidae. The record is from the annotation of a GenBank genome assembly.
CUUGUUUUUAAUAUCCUCUAUUUUCUAGAAAAAUUUAUACUUUCGACAUUUAACUUAACUUUGUUUGUAUACAGCUACCGAUAAGUAUUUAUUUCGCCAAACUAUCUAAUCAUAUCUGUGCUACGGGUGAAUAAACAUGGAGUCAAAUUGAUAAAACCGGGUGAAUCAGUUCCAGUAAACAUCCUAACGGAGAAAGAUUACUUACGGUAAAGUUAAAUUUAAAUUCAAAACUUUGUCGUAAUUUUGAAAAAAUACCUUUGUAAAGAAGUGAAAGUUCGGAGUGCUUUUGCCUGGAGGUGGUACUUUUUUAGCAGUAAGGUAAAGCUAAAGUCGUGAUGACGGUGACCGCUGAAGAUUUCAUGAACAAUACAGAAUUCGAAAACGAUCCAUUCGCCACAGUAGAUGAGAAUGUCAUCAACGAAGCUCCUCCAUCUUCCUUAGUCAACGUCUUCGGAUACUAUUUCAUCGUCACCACCAUUAUUAAACUGAUACUCAUUCUAGCAGUCAUAGCGGGAAACAUAUUUCUAGCCAUCGUCAUAAUCAGAUUCAAGAGAUUAAGAGCAGUUAGAAGCAAUGUGUUUAUCCUGCAUCUUUGUAUAUUGAACAUCGUUUACUAUCUUUGUUCUCCUUUGUUUUUGACUUUGGGUCAUAUUAUGUCAAGUUACGAAACAGUUACUACUUUUACUUUACAAACGCAAAUGACAUUGUUGACGUUGUACAUGACUUUCGCUGUUUGUUUGGCUGUGGAUUGGUUUUUGACUGCUAAAAAGUCGCAAUAUAUGAAAUUAUCAGAGAAAUAUUACCGUUUUAUUUAUGUCGCGAUGUAUUUGUUGUUUUUAAUAGAAUGGGCUAUAUCUUUGGCCUACUCUGAGAUUCAACACAUAGCAAGAGCUGGAUUAUUUUUUAUAUUCUAUGUAAUAUAUUUGAUUGUUCUUAUAGUGUUGAAUAUAUUGAAAAAGAAGCUGAAUUUGAGGAGCCAGGCCAAAAAAACCGAGUACUCUUUAUCGGUGUCAAACAUUAUUAUAUUUUCUUUUCUACCUAUCUUCCUUUUCCACAUAAAUUUGCACAUUGUUGUUGAUAAUGUUGCUAUAGUCAUGCUGUUUUUAGAAAUCUUCCCCGCUCUCAUUGAAAUCGGUCAUCCUCUUUGGAUUAUAUACUUGUUAGGGAGGCAAAACAAGUAUUUCAAAAUGGCUUAUUACAAGUCCUUCAAACGGUCUGUUAGAGGUUAUGUAGAUGAAGAUUUGGAUGCCAUUUCUGAAGAAGAGGAUUUUAGAAACAUUCUAACUCCGAGUACGUUUCAAGUGUCUGUUAAUGGGUUACAAGAAGAAGUUUAAGUUUUCUUUACUGUUUUUUUAUUCAAUAAUAAAAUAUAAUUAAAAA